AUGGAUGAUGAAUCGGAUUAUGACGAAUCGGAUUAUGACAUAGAGGACCUUCUCGAGGAUCUUCGACGACUUCCUAGAGAACUCCAUCAUUUGGCCCUAGAUAUAAUAGAUCGUCUCGAGGAGGUCAUUAUUCGAUAUGUAGAGGAGGUCAUCGCCCGGAACGCGCCGAAUGUGAUGCUCGAUCUGGACAUGUUCCUAGAUCACCGUCCAUGCUAUGCUCCCUAUUCAUGGGGGUUUCCGCAAAAUCACAGAGCUCGCACUGCAAGUCGAUACCAAUAUAUCCGACAGCCACCAGCUCGACGAAACACGGCUUAA
Trichoderma virens Gv29-8 is the source of this 315-nucleotide messenger RNA. RefSeq lists its product as uncharacterized. The transcript has a single exon. Lineage: Eukaryota; Fungi; Ascomycota; Sordariomycetes; Hypocreales; Hypocreaceae. The record is from RefSeq and is a predicted model, not a curated record. Bases 1 to 315 code for a protein of 104 amino acids.